CGUGGUCUGGGUCUGGUCUGUAAACACCGCGGGCUUGUAGCGGGGUGCGGGCGCGCCCACGUUGCGUGUCCACUCGGCUCGCUGGGCGUGAGACUGUGUCCCGGCGUGUCACCCCCCCCCCACACACACACACACACACGCCUGUGAACCCUGUUUCGUCGUGCGUGUCACGGCUUAAAAAUAGAUGCUAAUCCGUCAAGUCGUCUCGCAGUGGCAGCCGCGCGGGCGGCUUCGGCGCCAGCAAGAGAGAGUCAUGGCCGUGGGGCUGCCUGCGCCUGCUAUCUGCCUCGGUCACUGAGACCCCGCGCCGCGCUCGCAGAGCAACAGCUACCUAGAGACGCGACCUGUCAUCACGGCCACCCUGCAGCUGCCCCGUUCCUGCCACUUUGAAGAUGUGCCCUGGAAACUGGCUCUGGGCCUCCAUGACUUUUAUGGCCCGCUUCUCCCGGAGUAGCUCCCGGUCUCCUGUCCGCACCAGAGGUGCCCUGGAGGAGAUGCCAAGCGUUCAACAUCCCUUCCUCAAUGUCUUUGAAUUGGAGAGGCUCCUCUACACAGGCAAGACAGCCUGUAACCAUGCCGACGAGGUCUGGCCAGGCCUCUACCUUGGAGAUCAGGACAUAGCUAACAACCGCCGUGAGCUCCGUCGCCUGGGUAUCACCCAUGUCCUCAAUGCGUCACACAGCAGGUGGCGAGGCACCCCGGAAGCCUAUGAAGGGCUGGGCAUCCGCUACUUGGGGGUCGAGGCGCACGAUUCACCAGCCUUUGACAUGAGCAUCCACUUCCAAACGGCCGCCGACUUCAUCCACCGGGCGCUGAGCCAGCCGGGAGGGAAGAUCCUGGUGCACUGUGCAGUGGGCGUGAGCCGAUCCGCCACCCUGGUGCUGGCCUACCUCAUGCUGUACCACCAUCUCACCCUCGUGCAGGCCAUCAAGAAAGUCAAGGAUCAACGAGGCAUCAUCCCCAACCGGGGCUUCCUGAGGCAGCUCCUGGCCCUGGACCGCAGGCUGCGGCAGGGGCUGGAGGCAUGAGGGAAGAAGAGAAGGAGGAAGAGGGUGGUCAGGCUAGACCAGACCAGGCCAGGCGCUGGGUCCCUGGCUCCCAGCUGGAGACAGGUGGUCCAGGUGGAGGGAGCAGAGGCCCCGAUUAGCCAUUCUCUCCUGUGGGAGAGCGAAAGGGCUGGAGUGAUACCAGGGCCCUGCUGCGAUUUGCUGGGAAGGGGUGGGGGUGCAGUUGGGUAGUGUGGUGAGCAGCUUCUUGACUAGGAAAGGAAGCAGCUGGGCUGUAGGUUGAAGCCAGUCCUGCAAUGCCAAUACCCCUAGAUUCCAGCGAGUGUGCCCCCAGUGAUUUCAGCCCUUCGCCUCUUUGUGCCCAAGUGUUCCUGCUCUCUCGCUUAUCAACGCAAAAGGACUGUCUCUGUCCUGUGCCAGUGCAGCAAAGUUGGGGUGUGGCAAGCCUGGAUGUGCCAGGGCAAAGCUGCGUGGGGAUGGUAGCAUAGAGGCAGACGGUGAGGAGAUGGUGUGAAAGCUGUGAAACUGGAGGGGAAAACCCACAGACGUGUUACUCCAAACACAGGAAGAGGAGGCGUGUAAGGGCUGGCACGGUGCCGGUGGAUGCUGGGUGUGGCCAGAAACUGCAGAGGUGCAUGACUGGGAGUCUUUGUAUGAUCAUUGCUGAAUGGACCCCAGUGUCUCAAGGAAAAAUAAAGAUCGUGAACAAAAAGUUCU
Molecule: messenger RNA, 1724 nt
Organism: Condylura cristata (star-nosed mole)
Lineage: Eukaryota; Metazoa; Chordata; Mammalia; Eulipotyphla; Talpidae
Gene: DUSP26
Product: dual specificity phosphatase 26 (putative)
Exons: 4
Coding region: 393-1028 (211 amino acids)
Biological process (GO): protein dephosphorylation; negative regulation of MAPK cascade
Cellular component (GO): cytoplasm
Molecular function (GO): protein tyrosine/serine/threonine phosphatase activity; MAP kinase phosphatase activity
Source: RefSeq, a predicted model, not a curated record